Anopheles moucheti is the source of this 1440-nucleotide messenger RNA. It is a transcript of the gene Surf6, whose product is annotated as surfeit locus protein 6 homolog. The coding region runs from base 128 to 994 and encodes 288 amino acids. Gene Ontology annotation, molecular function: DNA binding; RNA binding. Gene Ontology annotation, cellular component: nucleolus. NCBI's taxonomy places the organism in Eukaryota, Metazoa, Arthropoda, Insecta, Diptera, Culicidae. The record is from RefSeq and is a predicted model, not a curated record. Gene Ontology annotation, biological process: ribosomal small subunit biogenesis; ribosomal large subunit biogenesis. The transcript is spliced from 4 exons.
UCGCAGUGUACGUUUUGUUUUGAUUGAUACCACGCGGACCAAAAACAUUAAUUCGUUUCAACUAGCCGGAUUUUUGUAUCCGUGAAUAGAAUUUAUAGCUUGUGUACAUUGCACCAAAUUACCUAAAAUGGGUAAGAAGGUAACUUCCGAUCUAACAACCCGCAUGCAGGCGAUAAACGAUGAAAUGGAAUUCUACAUGGAACUGUUCAACAUUCCGGAAUCCAAAGAAGACGAUGAUGAUGAGUCUGAAUAUUUGUUGGACACUGAUGAUGGCGCCAAGAAACAGCAUAUGAAAAGCAUGCAAAAUAGCGAAGAGGACAAAGUACACCAGUUAGAGGUUAAGAAAAAUAAAAUCACCGGGAAACAUUUGGGCCGCAAAAGCAAAGCGGGCACGGACAGCAACAAAGCCGAACGCAAGAAACUGAAAAAGGAAAAACUGCUGAAGGAAAAGCUAAAGUCGAUCAACAUGAUGGCCAUAAAACAGGAGCGUAGCAAAUUAGUCGAACAUAAGCCGCUGGAUGUAAAGAAGGAAAAGAAACCGGAACCAAUAUUCAAUGCGGAAGGAAAGAUUGUGUUCUCCAAAGUUCAGCUGGAUGAAGGCGAUGUUCGGAAGAGAGGCAUUGAAACGGAUACGAAAAAACUGCUGAAGAAGGUAAUUGACAACAAAAAACAGCUGGCCGAGUUGAAGGAAUCGGGCGAUUUGGAGAAGUACGCAGAAAUAAAAAAGAAACAGGCAUGGGAGAAGGCAUUGGCCAAAACUGCCGGCCAAAAGGUACGCGAUGAUCCGGAACUGCUGUCGAAGAAAAUCAUGCAGCGCAAGAAGCAGAUUAAAAAAUCGAAGGAAAAUUGGAAGGAACGACAGCAAAAGAUGGAACAUCAGCAAAACCAGCGGCAGAAGGAACGAACGGCCAACCUGAAGGAACGUGCUCAAAAGAAAAAGAACACCAAGCUGAAGAAAAUGGCCAAGAAGGGACGAAUCAUACCUGGAUUCUAGAAAUAUACACGUAUAUAAGUCGUCGGAAAAUGAUGCGGAUUUAGGGUAUUGUUAUUUUUUUCGCACUUCCGCAUUUCUAAUGAGCGCGCGCCCUAUAGUUAUCAUUUCAAAGGGUGCGUCACACACGUGUAAAGUAUUUCUAAGAACGCUCUGCUCUGAUGCGAGAAGCUUCCUACACUCUAAAAUAACUAACUGCGCUUCCGUUUUUCCAUCACACACCGGUUGAAUGAACUCUAAAAAUAUUUCUUUGAACGUACGUUUCCCUUUCCGUUCGUCAUUUGAACGUACGUCAAACGCUGUCCACGGGCGUUUCGCGUGCGACCUACAAGUAGCGUGCUCGAAAGAACACACUGGAGUGGAACAGGUCGCGUAAAUGUUUAAGGACUUGUCGCUUUAAUCGCUUUACACGCUCCGUACGAAGCUGUCCUACUCUCGUUGCACUUGAG